Molecule: messenger RNA, 1646 nt
Organism: Trichoplusia ni (cabbage looper)
Lineage: Eukaryota; Metazoa; Arthropoda; Insecta; Lepidoptera; Noctuidae
Product: cytochrome P450 4d2-like
Exons: 11
Coding region: 75-1553 (492 amino acids)
Molecular function (GO): iron ion binding; oxidoreductase activity, acting on paired donors, with incorporation or reduction of molecular oxygen; heme binding
Source: RefSeq, a predicted model, not a curated record
CACGCAUUCCGCAUUUUCAUUAUCAACUUCAUUGAAUGUGGUUGUGUUUGUCCGUGCAGUGAUCAAUAGUAAACAUGAUUUUGUUAUUAGUAUCUGUUAUAAUAGUGUUAUUACUAUUAGCCUCCUGGAUAAGUAUGAUCCGGGAGAACAAGAGGUUUAAUAUAAAAGGACCGACGCCGUUGCCUCUCAUUGGAAAUGCUCAUUUGUUUAUUGUUAAAUCUUCAGAGUUCCUGAAUCUAAUUCACAAAUUAUCACUCAAAUAUGGUCAAGCGUUUCGGGUACAUUUCUUCUUAAGGCCUUAUGUGGUAUUAACACAUCCGAAAUAUGUUGAGGAACUGGUAUCGACGAUGGAACACAUAACAAAGGGCAGGUCUUACAGCUUCUUGAGUGACUGGCUCGGGCAAGGUGUCCUCACUACUACAGGUCAAAAAUGGAAGUCUCAACGCAAAUUCUUGACUCCCGCUUUCCACUUCAACAUUCUGCAAAACUUCUUGCCGGUAUUCUGCAAGAACCAGCGAGUAUUAACAGAGAAACUCAAGAAAAUGGCCGACGGACGUAACGUUGAUUUGUUUCCGAUUGUCGCAUUAACGGCUCUAGACAAUGUUAAUGAAUCUAUUAUGGGAGUGUCUAUUGAUGCCCAGGAACAAAGCCACUCAGUCUACGUCCAGGCUAUUGACGUAUUGUCUAGAAUCGUGUCAAUGAGAAUACAAAUACCUUUCUUAGGUGAAGAUGCUAUUUUCAAUCUAUUGCCAAUAAAGACGAAGCAAGAUAAGGCUUUAAAAGUUGUUCACGAUCAAACAACCCGAGUAAUUAAUACAAGACGACAAGAACUCAAGAAUUUGAAUAUUACUUCUUUGAAUGCUAGUGAUGAUGUUGGUAUUAAAAACAAGCACGCCUUCUUGGACCUGUUGUUGUUGUCUGACAUCGACGGCCAUAAAAUCGAUGACGUAAGCGUUCGAGAGCAGGUCGACACAUUCAUGUUUGCAGGUCACGACACCACGACCUCAGGUAUCGCAUACACUCUCUACCUCCUGUCAAAACACAGAGAUGUCCAAGAAAAGAUUUACGAGGAACUCAAAACUAUAUUCAACGAUGACAUGCACAGAGAUCCAACAUACCAAGAACUUCAGCAGAUGAAGUACUUGGAGAUGGUAUUAAAGGAAUCGUUGAGAAUUUGCCCACCAGUGCCUCUUAUCGAAAGACGCAUCACGAAAGACUGCGAAGUCGGAGGUAUAAAAUUUGUAAAAGGAACAUCGGUGAUGAUCGACAUCUACCAGAUACAGAGGCAACCUGAUCUCUUUGACGAUCCUUUGGAGUUCCGUCCUGAAAGAUUCGAGAAACCCUUGAAGAGUGCCUUCAGUUGGCUUGCAUUUAGUGCUGGUCCUAGGAACUGUAUAGGUCAAAAGUUCGCGUGGAUGGAACUCAAGAUCACAAUUUCGGAGAUCGUCAAGAAUUUUGUUAUACUACCUUCCGAUUUAGUUCCCGAAUACAGUGCAGACCUCGUAUUACGGUCAGAGACUGGUGUCCAUGUAAAACUGAGGCCUAGGAAUUAAAGUAUUUUGGUACUUGACGACCUUGCAAUAAAAGCGACUUAAUGGAUUUUUUGAUAAAAAAUGUUGUGUUAAAUAAAUGUUUUUUUUAUUUUA